AUGCGCGUGCGCCGUUGCUAUGUCACUUCUCAGGAGAGAAUGGAGGCAGUGACCAAAGGAACGGGGUUCUGGCGCUGCCCCAAGCUGACCACUUACACUCCAGGAACCUGCGAGCUGCUCCGAGUGAUGAUGAAGGAAUCCAAACUGACUAAAUUCCAGCAGCGCCACAUUAUGGACACCAUGAAAAGAGGAGACUCUUUGCCAUUGCAGUGUGGCCCAAACUCCAGCCAGAGGGACUCCCCUUCCAAGCAGCCGGCCUCACCCAUCUACCUGCCUCCUAUCCUGACAGCCAGGUCCCACCUCCGGCCUGCCAGCAUGUGCCAAGCCAAUGGGGCCUACAGGCGGGAGCAGUUCAAGCCUCAAGUCACCAGAGAUCUGGAGAAGGAGAAACGAAGACUCCAAAAUAUCUUUGCCACUGGGAAGGACCCAGAGAAAUGGAAAAGAAAGGCCCCUCCUGCGCGAAAGGUGGACCCAGCCCCCGAGCUAGACCGGUUUGAAGAGCUGGUGAAGGAAAUUCAGGAAAGGAAAGAAUUCCUGGCCGACAUGGAGGCCCUGGGACAGGGCAAGCAGUACCGAGCAGUCAUCCUUGCUGAAAUCUCCCAGAAGCUACGGGAAAUGGAAGUCAUUGACCACAAGAGGAGCAACGAGCUUGGGAAGGCUCUUGCCACCACUAAACCCAAAAUGGAAAUGGAAGUCAUUGACCACAAGAGGAGCAACGAGCUUGGGAAGGCUCUUGCCACCACUAAACCCAUCUCCAGAGACGGGGCAGGGUAGCCCAAC
Carlito syrichta (Philippine tarsier) is the source of this 780-nucleotide messenger RNA. It is a transcript of the gene CUNH22orf23, whose product is annotated as chromosome unknown C22orf23 homolog. Bases 1 to 774 code for a protein of 257 amino acids. The record is from RefSeq and is a predicted model, not a curated record. The transcript is spliced from 7 exons. Lineage: Eukaryota; Metazoa; Chordata; Mammalia; Primates; Tarsiidae.